CACCAUUCCUUCUUAGCCACCCAUCCUAGUCUCCACUGACAAGGUCAAGUGAGGCAGUGAAUUGGAUUAAAGUGCUACAACCGGGAAAAAAAAAAGCUGAUGCAGGAAACUCAUCCGGCUUACUGGUGACUGGUUUGAAACAACGCUUUCGGCCAGCUUAAUUGUCUCCGGGGAUCAUUUUCUAUUCUAGACCAUGGCAACAGCCCAAAUACCGCCAGCACCAGGCAGUAGUAUAACUACCCGGCUGCCUGCAAGUGAGGAAGUGCAGGAGUAUGAGAAGAUUCUGAGAAUAAGUGACGAUAUCUUUUCUGGAACUCACCCUAGAUUGAAGGUUCCCCAGCAGUUUGUGCGCAAACCCGCAUCUCGAUUUCCCCCUGCUCCAACUCCAGCACAGGUAAAACCGGGUGACCAACUGAAGUCUCCCCCGGAAACUCAGCCCCCUCCUUCCGCGCCGUCGGCAACCAGACCUGCGAGCUCGCAGGCUCCCAGUGCCGGAGGGGCUCCUUCCGGCACGACCGGGCCUUCGCGUAUACUCCCUAAGCCUGCCUCAGAAAUUGAUCCCAUCUUUCUGACCAAGUCAGAUGAUCUAGUCAGGGCAGAGCUGCAGCUGCAACGGCAAAGGGUGGAGCGAGUGCUGCGGGAGCAGUUGGAACAAAAAAGACAAGAAUCCAGGCAGAAGGCCGCUUUACAGGACGCAAAGCCGGACUUUGACGUUUCCGAUGUACUGGUGAAGGCCUUUGAGAUGGUUAACCCAUCUCCGUCAAUCGAUGCCCCUGGCGCAGGAGAGCCCAAUGAUUCCUUUGACGAGAAUUCGUUCUACUCGAGUAGAGCCCCAGACUCCCCUCAGCACGGCGAGCAACAAAGGCAGUCUCCGGCACCUCAGUCUAAUUCGGAGGAACUUGCUACUGAAGCUCCCGCAGAGAACUAUUCAGAUGAGUUGCAACGGCUUGAAGCCCUCAACAGAACUGGAUCGGAUCAGGAUGUGCAAGAUACUUACCCCGUGGCAGACCACCUAGUACCCUAUGACCAGAGGCACCCGCACCAUGGUGAGGUGGACGUCGCCGCGCGCAAAUACCCCGAACCCACCCAGCCGACCGAUGCAUUUGAAGAGCCAGAGUAUUCACCACCGGCGCCCGGGGUGGCUCCUAUGGAGAGGGAUGAUAACCACGGGGCUCAGAGGGGAUACCCGGGUGGGACGAAACGACGAGCGCCGGAGCGACCCCGCCACGCUCGAAGAUCCCUGUCACCGGGCAGCGAUGUACGGAUCGUGCGAAACCACAUCACGUCGCCUGCCGCUCCGCAGCCAUCCAGAGUCUCCCCGCUGGCCAUCGCCAAGGUGCCCUCGGUCUCGCGUCCAGAUUACGGUCCGGAUCGUCACGCGAGCCCCGAAGCUCCCGUCCAGCCAAUGACGUCUAGGAAACGUAGGAGAUUGGAUGAGAGGGUGCGGACUCGUCCAUCUUAUACUAGAGCGCAAGCGCCACACAAUGUCGAGGAGUCUUUCAUCAAGGAAGAGCCUGUUUCACCACCACCGUUUACAGAUACUUUGCAGGCUUACAGAAGCCGCCAGCCCCAAGAAAGACCUGUGUACAUUGACAUUGCUUCCCCGCGCUACACACCAGUAUUAGAGAGGAGAGAGGCACCCGUCAGAGACCCGGCAUAUGAGUAUGAGGUGUAUGACCCUCACGGUGAACCAGGGAUUCCACGAACUGUUUCCCGACUUAGUGCUAGACGCCCGAUCCGAGACGAUCAGGAUUUGCGCAGAGUUGCCAGCUUGCAUCAGGCUCGGCAACCGGAAUUUGCUCGUGAAUAUGUUGACCAAGCCAGUCCCCAAUCGAUCCGGGCGGGGUCAUACGCUAUUGUUGAGCGUCAACCAGAGCGAAUCAGGUAUUAUGAUGAGCUGACCGCGCCUCCUGCAAGACGCUACAUUCCGGCUGGGGGAUCGCCCACAUCGCCGCGACUCCACGAGACUUAUUAUGAAGAGGAGCCUGCAACCCGGGUAAUGGCACCACCGCCGCGCCGGAUUGUGGUUGAUGAGCAUGGCAAUCAAUACUAUGAGACGCUACCUGCUCCUAGGCUGCAGGCCAUGCCUCCGCCCUCUAGCCGGUUACCGAGAAGCGACGUACAUGAUGACCGUGCUCCAUUGCGCCAUGCAAGCGUACGGGCGGCAUCUGUUCUGGAGGAUCCAUACGGUGGUCGGAGGUACGUGCAGGACAUGCCACCUCCGCAAGCUGCCUAUCGACGUGUCACCGACUACGCCCGACCGGCCCCGAGUGAACGGCGGCCUUACGGUGCGGCCCUUGACGAGAGGGAACCGUUCCCACGUAGUGCCAGCGUUCAGGUGACCGAAUACGGGACUCGCCGUCCGCCUUACCUUGAGGAAGCUGAAUUGCCCCGGGAGCGGAUUGUCAGAAUGCCAAGCGUGCGUCCGCCAACCAGCCGGUAUGAAGACCCUCAGGUGAUCCAACGGGUUGAGAGCGUCCGCCCUGGUGGUCGUGACGUGAGCGUCUACAUGGAUGACGGCACGCGACAGCCCCGAGAAUACAUCGAGCGGCCUGUGUAUGUUGCUACGCGACCUCUGCGGGAGGAGCGGUAUUAUGAUGGGAGUAACCCGGAGCGGGUCAUCCUUGAAGAAGGAAGGGACGUAGUCCACCGAGUUCCUCAGCGCUACGGAGGACUUUUUUAAUGAACAUUGGCAUGGAGGAUUGGCACCAGGAUUGCAUUCGU
Messenger RNA from Aspergillus sclerotioniger CBS 115572, 2724 nucleotides. RefSeq lists its product as uncharacterized. NCBI's taxonomy places the organism in Eukaryota, Fungi, Ascomycota, Eurotiomycetes, Eurotiales, Aspergillaceae. The transcript has a single exon. The record is from RefSeq and is a predicted model, not a curated record. The coding region runs from base 194 to 2683 and encodes 829 amino acids.